This is a messenger RNA of Triticum urartu, 1287 nucleotides long. Lineage: Eukaryota; Viridiplantae; Streptophyta; Magnoliopsida; Poales; Poaceae. The record is from RefSeq and is a predicted model, not a curated record.
AGCUGGUAAGGCUGGUGACCCUCGACCUCCGCAGGACGCUGGCCCUAUCCCACGCCGCUGGAGGCCCUCGCGGCCGCUGGGAGCCGGGGCGUGUUCCUCCACAAAACCUUGAUCUGGAGCUUCGACGACGCAGGCCUCCAUGCUGGGCCGAGGAGGAGAAGAAGGGGAAGAAGGGGGGCACGUCGGAGGUGCCGGUCGAGCGUGCCAUCGAGGACGUUGAUGACGGCAGCAUGGGCGAGGCCGGGAAGGAGAUCAUGGUUGAUGCUUUACCGCCUGAAGUUGUUGACCUGGAACAAGAGGGUAAGGUGGAUGUGAGAACGGAAGCGCACGCCGUGGUGCAGGAUGUCUUGGUGUCCGAAGCACCUGAGGUGCCGGAACCAGAGGUGAAGAGCGAGGAGGUGGUGGUCCGGGACACAACCAAGGUGCAUCCUGCGCAUCAACCAGAGACGAAGGCCGAUGAGGUGCUGGUCAGGGAUACGGACACAGCUGUUGUGGUGCAGGAAAUGGAAGCAAAGGGUGAGGUGUCACGGUCUCGUGAGGCAGCUGGUGCGCAGACUACAGAGGCGGGCUACUUUUGUUGCUGGUGGUACGGGGGCAGGAAGUGGCGGUCUUUGCUGGUUCAGAGAGAUAGAUGGAGUAUGAUGAUUGCAUUAAGGAUUGUGAUACGGUUGUUGAGAGGGGAAGGGAACUUCAUGCUAACUGUGCUAACUUCAAGAUGGUCUCAAGGGCACUGGCAAGGAAAGCAACUGCUCUUGUCAAACUUGCCAAGUCUUCCAAAGACUACGAUGUUGCCAUUGAUUCCAGAAGGCUCUAACUGAGCAUCAAACCCAGGUACCCUGAAAAGACUAAAUGAUGCUAAACGAGCAAAGAAGGAGCUCAAGCAACAAGAGUAUUAUGAUCCAUAAAAAGCUGAUGAGGAGCGAGAGAAAGGUAACCUGCGUGAAUUAUACUGUUAACACUGCUUUUUUGCCCCCUAAUAGUCUGGGGCAGUUAAUGAUGAGGUUCUCUGUUUAAUGAGUUCCCUAAGCAGCAAAAAUACCCAGAAGCAGUGAAGCAUUACACUAAAGCGCUCAGGAGAAACCUGAAGGAUCCGAAGUUAAUGAUGAAGGAUGCAGCUGAGAGAUACUUUUCUUAAACAUACCAAAUCUCAUACAGAGCAGAGCAUGGUCCUGUAGUUCGAUAACAACAUUACUUGUUUUCCCCUGCUGCCGAAUAUGUUGUCAUGUGUUGUAAACUUUCAACAAGUGCAGUGAGCAGUCUUAGAAGAUCAGUGGACAUGUAGUCUUA